Danio rerio (zebrafish) is the source of this 1979-nucleotide messenger RNA. Lineage: Eukaryota; Metazoa; Chordata; Actinopteri; Cypriniformes; Danionidae. The record is from RefSeq and is a predicted model, not a curated record.
CAGUUUCCCAGGUGACGGUUUGCAUGAACUGUCCGUCACAUUUCAGCCUCACGAACAGACGGCAUCACUGCCAUGCCUGUGGCAAGGUACAAACACACACACAGUAAUACACACGAGAACCAUUCACAAGCUUAAUUCUGUUUUUCUCGUCUUAUAGGUUGUUUGCAGAGAUUGUUGCAGGAACAAAUUUCCCCUCAAAUACAUGAAGAACAGACGUGCCAAAGUGUGUGAUCAUUGUUACACUGAACUGCGCAAAAAUGAUGUUGCCACAGUAAUAGAGGGCUCCAGCCGUCCGCUUUCUGCUGUCUUUCAAAACAUUCAUCCAUCCAGUCUGUGGAGGAGCCGCAAAGGACAGUUGACUUUCAACCAGGUGACGGGGUCUGAGGGUGUGAUGAGCGGGACCCUGCAGAGGUGCAGAAACAGCAAAAGAAGCUGGAGGAGCCUGUGGUUCCUCCUGAAAGAUAAAGUUCUCUACACGUACCCACAGCCUGAAGAAAGGGUCGCGUGUGAGACGCUUCCUCUGCUGGGUUUCUCUGUAAGGUCUGAGGCUGAAGGAGAAAGCAGUGUGUUUCAGCUCUACCAUAAAAGCACUCUCUUCUACACUUUCAGAGCCCAGGACAGUCACACUGCACAGAGGUGGGUCAAUGCCAUGGAAGAGGCUACGGUCUUCUAGCAUCAUCCAUCCUGCUCCUGUCUUCUCACAUCUGAAAUUAAAUCUUCGAUUGAUCAUUGGAGAGCGAUGCAUUUGCACGUCAUACCCGAAAACCCUUCCCAGUGUGAGUGGGAGCAUAAUCAGCCAUCCCUACACUAUCAUGACGCCACAGGCAUAUUUUUGGAAUGGCAAGGGAACAAAACGCUCACACUCAGACAUUUAUAUAGAGCCAAACGCUUCUUCCAAAGACCUCGCUGAGCCAUGGACACACUUUAAAAGGCUCACUUUAGCACUUCCAGCUGUCAUUUUUUAAAACUAAUGAGAUGUUGCUUUAACUUAACUAAAUCAUUAUACAUGGUAAUAUAUUACACAGAGCACUAAAAUAUAGAAGGACAGAUUCUGGAUGUGAAGAGCAGCAUGUAUUUAUAUGAUAUUCUUAUUAGAUUUCUGUUUACUACAUAUAUGGACGAAUAUUAUAAGUCAUUUUUGACUUAUUUUUGGACUGAGUUAAUAACUUGCAACAGAGCUGGUAUUCUUGUUGCUAUUAAUGAUGAUAAUGUAAUGUUUAAUUUACUUAUUUUGUCCAAACUGCCUUUCUGUGCACUUGAAAUGUUAUCAGUGACUACAUUUACAUGGACAUCAGUAAUUGAAUUAUUGGCCUUAAUCUGAAUAAGACAAUAAUAUGGUUAAGGUGUUGACAUGAAUUGCUUGCUGAGUGUUCCAUUCAUGUUCUUCUUUUACGUGUUAUAGCACAAAAUUCGAUGAACAUCAUUGCAUCAUCCACAUUUCCUCCGGUAUGGGGUUCCAUUUGUGCCAAAAUUCCCUUGCCUGCUUUCUGUUUUGUACUUCACAAUUGUCUUCAUCUACUCUCAUUGCCCAUAUGUUCAGAGUCGUUCACGUACUUGUUGUCUGUUGAUGUCGUCUUAAUCUGUUGUUCUGUUGAUUUUUCUCUGUUUUGUACGGUCAUAUUCUAUGGAGUAUUCUGUCAUCUGAUUUGCUGUCCUUAUUGUUGUCUAUUCAUCUUUACUGUUAUCCUUACCGUUGUAUUGUCGUCCUUCUGGUUGUUUAUUCUGUCAUCCUCACCCUUGUCUUUGCUGACGUUUGUUCUGUCGUCCUUACUGUCGUCUAUGCUGUCAUUACCAUUGUCUUUGCUGUCAUCCAUGCUGCAGUUUAUUCUGUCAUCCUUACGCCCCAUUCACACGGGGCUCGGGUGACAUCAGGCUUUGGCGAACUGCAUUGUGGAUCUGUUGGCGCCGCUUCAGAGGCGUUGCUCGCUGCAAAAGUUGGGACUUAAACUUUAAAUAAAUUUUUUCAAGCGCCGAUGGAA